Molecule: messenger RNA, 4644 nt
Organism: Solea solea (common sole)
Lineage: Eukaryota; Metazoa; Chordata; Actinopteri; Pleuronectiformes; Soleidae
Gene: cdh26.1
Product: cadherin 26, tandem duplicate 1
Exons: 19
Coding region: 91-2619 (842 amino acids)
Biological process (GO): adherens junction organization; cell morphogenesis; calcium-dependent cell-cell adhesion
Cellular component (GO): plasma membrane; adherens junction; catenin complex
Molecular function (GO): cadherin binding; calcium ion binding
Source: RefSeq, a predicted model, not a curated record
UGCAUACACACGAACAAGCAGCAUUUUGUGAACUGCAAACUCAGCCAACCUGCUACCUGGAGGCAUUGUGGGUCGACAGAGCGUAUCAAGAUGAGGACCGUUUCCAUGCUCCUGUUGGUUUUUGUGGGUUGCAUGUCAGAGUCUCACAGUGGGAACCGUAGCCCUCGAGCCAAGCGGGAACUUUUGCUGCGUUCCAAAAGAAGAUGGGUCUUGUCCACCAUUGAACUAACAGAGGAAACACCUGGUCCAUACCCUAAGACAAUUUCACACAUGUUUAAUGACAAGAAGGACAGAAAUUCAGAAAGACAUAUCUUUAAGUUAAGCGGAACGGGUGUGACUGAAGAGCCACUGGGAGUCUUCUCUAUCAAUGAAGAAACUGGAGAGGUCUAUGUCCAUAGAGCUAUUGACAGAGAGAAGUACGCGCUCUUCCAUCUCAAGUUUCAAAUCUUGGACAAAGACACUGGUCUACAAAUAGACAGAGAACUAUCUUUUGACAUAGAAAUAAUGGACAUCAAUGACAAUGCGCCAACAUUUGCCAAAUCCCGAAUCACAGCCGACGUAAAGGAAAACUCAGAAGAGGGGUAUUUGCCAGUGCAGCUACAUGCCAUGGACAGCGAUCAAAGAGGCACACCUAACUCUAACGUCACCAUCAGUGUGAUUUCACAGAAACCACAACAGCCCGUGAUUGCUUUGAAACAGAUUGAUGACAGGCUGGCCCAGCUCACACUUACAGGAUGUUUCAACUAUGAUAAAACAAGGAAUUAUGAAGUGAUUGUUCAGGCAAAGGAUCAAGGAACCCCACCCCUUUCCUCAACUGCUGUUAUAUCUCUCAAUAUUGUUGACACAAACACCCAUCCACCAGUGUUCAAGGAGACUAAGUAUAAAGGUGAGGUGUUAGAAUCAACCAUUAAAAGAGAUGUCUUGAGAGUUGCAGUAGAGGACAAAGAUACUCCAAAUACUCCAGGCUGGCGUGCCAAAUAUUUCAUCAAAGGGAAUGAGGAUGGAGCUUUCCAAAUUGAAACUGACCCAGCGACAAAUGAGGGCAUUCUAAGUGUCAUUAAGGAAAUGGAUUUUGAGAGAACAUCUUUAUUAGAACUGCAAAUCGGAGUAGAGAAUGAGGAACCCUUAUUUGUUUGUAAAGACAAAUCCACUGGCACCAACAAACUUCCUCCUCCAGAUUCAGUCACAGUCACAAUCGAAGUGAUCGAUUUCAACGACCCACCUCAGUUCAAGAAAGAAAUAAUUGAUGUGUACCAGAGGGAGGAGGAGCCGUCAGGAAAGCUACUGUUCACGCCAGAGGUUCACGAUGAAGAUUCUGAUAUCAAUAACAUCAGAUAUGUGUUGUUACACGAUCCAGCCAAGUGGAUGGGAAUUGAUGCGAAAACAGGACAAAUCAAAACAAUUAAGAUAAUGGACAGAGAGUCACCUUUCGUUAAUGAGGACAGCAUUUACAACAUCACCAUUGGUGCCGUAGAUGACGGUAAGCCCCAAGCCACAGGUACAUGUACUGUGCUGGUCCACCUGAAGGAUAUCAAUGACAACACGCCUCGACUGGUCAACAAUCACGUCAUUAUGUGUGGAAACAAGGUGAACAAAGUCAUGAUAGCUGCCGGAGACGCAGAUGACCAUCCUUACAGUGGGCCCUUCAUCUUCUCUUUGAGGGAUGAUGAUGGAACUGUGAAGCGGCUAUGGAAACUAGACCCUUCCGUAGGGGAGGAAGGUGGCCUCGUUAGCUUGAAGACACUUCCUUAUGGCAACUACACAGUGCCCCUGGUGAUUCAGGACCAACAGAGCAUGCGUGCAAACAGCACUUUGGGAGUGACGGUGUGCGACUGUGGAGAAGCGAGCGUUUGCCGUCGUAAAAAGCCGCUCUCAACCAGCGGCGGGGCAUCUUGCAUUGGAGUGAUUUUUGCAGGAUUGCUGUUAUUUUUGUUACUACUCCUCAUCUUUAUGUGUGAGUGUGGAAAAAAAACACUCAAUCACGGCCACAUAGGGCAGGACGAGGGAAACCAGACGCUGAUCAAGUACAACCAAGAAGGAGGGGGUGCUGAAAGCAUGACAAAGCCAGUUCUGCCCUCGAUACCUACAAAUGGAGUAGCUGUGACAGAAGGCCUAAAAAAGGCCACCAGGCAGGUCAGUGAAACCGACGCAGGGAUGAUCGCGAAGAAAGAUGCAUACAACACACAAAAUGUGAAUUUGAACAACAGCACAAUGGGAGCGUAUCAAAUGGACUCCGACUUCAGAGGCCUUGGAAGACAAAACAGGUAUUCUUCCUGGAGUACAAACAAGUCCAACUCCUUCCAUCAGGGCCACGGAAAACGGUAUCAACGCUCUUUGAGCCAGCAGUCACAGCAGUACAUUAUAGAUCACAUUGACAAGAAACUGCCCAUGCUUGAUGGAGGCCACGUUGAAUAUCCCCAGUACCAACCCUACAAGUAUGUCUAUGAGGGAGAGGGCAGCACGUCUCAGUCACUGGAUAAGCUGUCCAUCGGCAACCUGGGAGACGACUUGCAGUUUCUGAAUGACUUGGAGCCAAAGUUCAAGACGUUGGGCAACAUCUGUCACAGGGCAAUUCAAGAGAAAGAACAUACGGCUUUGAAGAACACAGCUGGAAAGUGAUUUGUAGAUCGUGCAUUGAGCUCUUUCUAGUCCCUGACUGUGACCACGACCUAACCUGGACAAUGGCAUACAAUUCAGGGUACAUGUUACAAUACACUGUGUCGUGUUGAUUGAUGAAGUCAAGAGAAAAUCUCCUUCACCACCUUCAGUGUUUCCCCCCCCCUUACAAUGAUUUUCAGCAAAGGUGCCGUUAUUAUGAAUUGUUGUCUUUUGUGUCUUAAUUUGCGGCUUCUGGCGCUCACUUGUGCAAGAAAGUUAUGAGGGAUAAUCAUUAGUGGCACAUAGAUAUUAAUGAUUGUGUGAAAUUUUAGCAGCAGAGCAUAAUAAUGUGGCAGUGGCGGCACACCAACCAACCCUAGCAUUACUGCUGUAGUUAUUUCAUGACCCUAGAAAGUUUAGGACGGCAACUAUCUAUACAUUAACAACACUAAUUCAUGUGUAGAGAAUUUUCACAAUUUACAGAUAAGUUGUUCAGCCCAAAAGUGUGGAAAAAUGUCAGUCAAUGUUUCCCUAAACAUUGAUAUAAAUGUUUGGGAUAUAAAGAUAUCUAUAAAGCGACAAGGAAACAAACAACCAGCACACCCAAAGCACUUAAUAAUAACUUAAUGUAAUAAAACAUUGACAAUAAACUAAAUCAAUGAAUCGCUGGAGUCCUAAAAAAUUGAACAAUUGUGCAAUAUGUAGGGCGUUUUUACCUAAUUAGGCCAUACAGACUCUGAACCUGCAGGCAAAUGUGGACUUGUUUUUCUUGGAUACUGUUUACAUUUCCAGAGAAGCAACUGACUCAGGCUCUGAGAAUGAAGCUUCGAGGAAACCAAAAGCGAUUCUUCAGUCCCACAUAAUAAUCCAUGAAGUAUGUGACGUGAAACAAAACAUGAAGCUCGUAACACUCAUAACACUUAACGCUUAAAAUAGCUCAGUACCUAAAGUGAUGGGCAGGAAAGGGUGGCCAUAACUGAUACCCACUGAAGUGGAUUGAGUAUUUCUUGAAAACAAAGAGUAUCUUUGAUCUCUGAGUAUCUGUGAUCUCUGCCAACUGAUGUGUAAUUUAUACUGAAUAAGUAUGGCGCCCAAACUACCAUGUGAAACAAGGAUUAUAGCAUUUAGUUUACGUGAGAUUAGAAGCUGGUUUACUGGUGUGUUCUUAAACUAGGUUAGGUUUUCAGUGGUUACCUGCAGAUUUUAGCGCUAAUUCAAUUUGAUUCCAAAUGUUUGGGUUUGUUGAUCCAAAAUUGAUUCAGAUCAUAGAGUUUGUUCAGAAAAGGGAUCCCGUCAUGAAAUGAGAAUAUUUGUAAGAUUAGGUCGCUUUUAUAUUCAGGCAAAAAGUCCAAGAAAGCAUUUUACAUUUAUUUAAGCAAAAUUUGCACACACAUUGGCUCAUCAUAAAAGUGGAGCCUUAAUUUUCUACUAUGCUGAAAGUGAUUUGAAAUGAAACAGGGUAUGGAUGUGGUUAUUCUUUUUGCCCAUUCAGAAUUGGCUGGAAGUUUCUUGCAGUGGUUCAGUGUGCGCUGGUCAGCUGCUGGUGUCCGCCUCCUUUAACUCAGGAUGAUUGGCACGUCACAUGUGCCCGUGCAUUUGUUGUAUUUCUAAAAAAAAAAUAAAAUAAAUAACCUGCACAGCUUGCAUAUUGUGUGGGUCAUGGCAAGCUUCAGUUUCACGAUAGUGAUGGGAAACUGAAUCAAAACUGAAGCAAUGUUAUUUUAAUCUUGUCAAUUUGUUUUACCUGAAUCUAAUGUUGAUGCUUCUGACUGUAACCUAAGCAAGUUGUAAAUAGUGUCAUUUUUAUGCUCUGCCACUAGGAUAUUUCAUAGUAAAUAAGAUUCCUGUUUGUCUCUUUGUAAAUAAGUUUUGUGUUGAAUUAUUGCUCCAGAGUGGUACGAUGUAAAUAAUGGUGGAUGUAUGGAAAGAGUGUAGAAUAAUGUACUCGUGAAAGAAAUGUUGGCAGCAGUUAAUUGUCUUUUUUUUUAACCUAUUUAGUAGGGGUAAGUGUUGAGGUCAUUAUAAUAAAAAGAGUUAGAAACACUA